Molecule: messenger RNA, 2442 nt
Organism: Amphiprion ocellaris (clown anemonefish)
Lineage: Eukaryota; Metazoa; Chordata; Actinopteri; Pomacentridae
Gene: ccdc120b
Product: coiled-coil domain containing 120b
Exons: 10
Coding region: 468-2321 (617 amino acids)
Source: RefSeq, a predicted model, not a curated record
CGCCAUCGUUCCUGAUGCCAUAACUGGAUCACAUUAGUGCCGCUGGAUGCCGAAUUGGCGCACAUUGAAGGCAUGUAGCUCAACAUCUGGGAGGGGCAUCGCCGUUGUGACAGUGUGAAUCGGAGGGUUUUUGAUCCGGUGCAGAAGGAAGCCUUUCUUCUUCCAGAAAGCAGGUCUGCUGAGAUGCGCAGGGCUCCGACGCAGCAGCGGAGGUCGCGGAGGCUGCUGGUGAAUUACAAUUAAAGGCACCAUGAGCGAGCGGAUCUGUUGGUUUACCACAAAUCACCGCACGAUUUGUUAAUAUAGGCUUUUCUCCCCCCAGAAAGGAUUUUUCGUCCUUUGGGAAUGAUUUUUCUCAGCGUGCUGUUGCUACAGAGGACCAUGGAGACCUCCGAAGGCAUCGGUCAUGCUCUCUGGUGAGGACGUGGCCGGGAGCGUGAGCUGUAAAGUCCCCAAAUUUGCAUCACAUGGAGGUCAAAGGACAUCUGAUCACAUCCAUGGGUUUGGGGGCUCCUGAUGUUCAAGGCUGCCAGGACAGCAAGCUGCAGGCUGAGAGGAUCGCAGCUCUGCAGGAAAGGAAGCAGGCCCUGGAGGCUCUCCUCAAUGCCAGAGUGGGAGAACUCAAACAAGUCUGUUUGCAGGAAGCAGAGCUGACUGGGAAGUUGCCACGUGCUUUCCCCCUGGAGACGGGAGAGAAACCCCCACCGGUGCAGCGCAGAGCUGGCCUGGUGCCCAACACCAAGGCAGAGGAUGAGGCUGCCCAAAGAAAGCAGAUGAAAGCCAUCUUCACCGGUGCUCUGUACCGACACUCAGAGUCCGACCGAAAUGUCCCAAAUAGCAAGAGGACAGUGCAUCGGGGGUGUCAUACAGAGGACACUGUCAUGUCAGAGAGUACCAGCUCCAUGUCAGAUUCAACAUCCCAUGACAAUGAGUCUUCACCCAGUGUAGCUGCUGACCAGCGCUCCCUGUCUCAGCCCCGGCUCACUGUGGGCAGCCCCGACCACAGAAUCAGCAGGAAGUUGUCUCCGGUAGAGAUUUAUUACGAGAUGAGGACACGCCGCAACUCUGUGACAAGCUCUGUUAGCCCCACUCACUCUUUACCUAGAAGUGCUUCUAACGUUGAAGGCAGAAGUGUUCCAGCAACUCCUCUGCUGGCCCGAACUGCUCCGAUCAGCGUUCACGUCAGGUCAGAUGCAUCCAGCGGAAAUGGGUUGAAGCAGUGGUCUGGCAGCCUGGAUGUGCCGUAUAUGAUUCCUCUGGCUCAAGAGGGCUCUUCCUCUGACCGCCGAAGCUGCCCAUACAGCUCCCGAGCCAGGCGCAGCAACAGCUCUGAGGCCCUGCUGGAUAGGUCGAGCCUCCCGGACGAUCCCGCACCCAGAAACGGGAUGCCCCAGAGAGGAGGGCCCUACAAGAGCUCAGAGACAUUGACUGAUGGCAAGCUGCGACACAUUCACCUGGGCAGCCCUGAGAGACAUGUGGACAGCUCCGGGGAACAGGUCAAAAUGCGUCUGUCUAUGGGUGGCAGGGGGGCCAGUGGAGGCUACAAUGAGCUUUUGAUGGACUAUAUCUGGGGGAAACAACAGAGGAUGCAAGUGCAACACCACCUGUACCAGUCCACAGGCAGGAUCUGGCAGGACAUGUCCUCUCCUCGCUCCUCCACUGCAGCCGUGCCUCCUCACGCCAAUGGAUUUUCUCAUUCCCAGGUGCACCUUCCCAGUGCUGCACCCCCUUACAGCCCCAUGGUCCUCAGAGGAUCCCAAGCUGAGCUACGCAGGGUCAAAGUUACCAGAACCAAAUCUUGUGGGCCCUUCAUUCCUUUGCAGCAACAUCCCCAAGAUGCCAUCCUGCUAUCAGCGUAUGAGUCUCCUGUCCCUGCCUCUGGCUCCACCACAUCCUCCAUCCCCAACCUGCACCCCUACCAGACCGAGCUAUCUGGUACUUCUUUCAGCCGCAGACCCCCACAGUUCUCCCUCCCAACCCCAGAAGACUCGACAAGAAGCCUGCAUAAAGCCCUGGCUCUGGAGGGACUGAGGGACUGGUACCUGAGGAACGCUCUCGGCUAUCCUCCUGCUGCCCCAAAGGGCCACGAGGCGGGGAUCUCUCGUCUGUCGCACCCUCACCCACUGGUGCACCAGGCCCAGUCUGUUCAAGGUGAAUCAGCCAACGUCCAAAGGCCUCAGAUACCCCAGUCAGCCAGCUUCCAUGGUCACCCUCUGCAUGGGAGGUCGAUGGAGUUCUCUCUCUAUCAGGAAACUCCGGAUCCACAGAUGCAAGACGUGACCCCAAAGGAGCCCAGUGCAGACCCAGGCACCCUGGUCUGAAGCAGCAGAACACACACACACACACACACACACACACACACACACACACACACACACACACACACACACACACACACACACACACACACACACACACACACACACACACACAGACUCACAC